AAACGCACCAUAUUGAAGUUGAAAGAAAACUGUAAUAAAAUGUGGUUGUUAGAACAAUACACUUUAAAAACAUCUAACAUGCAGUGCAAACAUUGUAACAAAAACUUUACGUAUCAAAAAACAUAUUUAAAAAAAUUAAAAGAACAUUUACUUAACAAGCAUAGUAUAGAUAAAUUUAAUACGGAAGACAAUGUGGAAGAAAUCCAACAAAAUACACGUGCAGAAAAUAUAAAAGAUGGAGAUGCAUCAACAUCAAAUAAUCAAGGACUACUUUUAAUGAAUGCAUUACCAACAAAUACAAGUAAUCAAGACGAAAAUACAUCAAAUAUAACGGCAAAUUCAUGCACAGAUCAAGUGGAAAGCUCAGCGUUGCAGUUGGUGUGCCCGCUGGAUUCUCGUCCGGUGCAGCUAAUCUUCCGGGGAUUGCAGGUAGUCAAGGAGAAACGAGUGCUUCUUCGAGAUGUGUCAGGAGUCGUCAAGCCAGGCGAAUUAUUGGCCGUUAUGGGCCCUUCAGGCUGUGGUAAAACAACACUGCUGAAUUGUUUGUCCGGCCGUGUUGGCGUGGACGGCGGUGAGAUCUGGCUGAAUCGCGAGAGGCUCACCAAACGAUGGCGCAGAAGAAUCUGCUACGUACAACAGCAGGAUAUUUUUUUCCCCGAUCUCACCUUACGUCAAACACUUGAGUACCAGGCGAGGCUGAGGCUUCCGGACGCACUCUCACACUCCCAGAAGAUGCAGUGCGUGGACCACAUCAUCGAGGUCCUCGACCUCGCGAACUGCCAAGACACCAUUAUUGGAGAUUAUUUGAAACGGGGAAUUUCCGGUGGUGAAAAGAAGAGAACGAGUAUAGCUUGCGAAUUACUCACGAAUCCAUCAUUAAUGCUACUUGACGAACCCACGAGUGGACUCGACUCACAUUCGGCACAAGCAUUGAUCUCGCGGUUGAAGAAAUAUGCUGAGCAGGAAGGUAAAAGUAUUGUGGUGACGGUACACCAACCUAGUUCCAGGAUGUUCCACAGUUUUAGUAAGCUUCUCCUGUUGAGUAACGGUCAGGUGGCGUAUUACGGAUCGACGACGAAUGUCGGUAGAUUCUUCUCUACAAUAGGACUUACUCUAUUGCCACAUUACAACCCCGCAGACUUCAUUCUGGAACAAAUAAAGGGGCCAGAGGAAGUUCGAGAUCGCAUCGUUGCCGCAGCGAGAACUGCAAGACAGGGACCUGACUGCCCACCGGAACUUCGCCCGGAGUAUAAUCCCAGCCAACAUCCGCUCUGUGACCAUCUCAUUCAUUAUCACGAGCACCACAUCAGCCACAACGUGAAGGAAGACGAAGGCCGUACACUAUGGUUGGAUACACAAAGUCACGCCAGUAGCAGCGCAAGUUCUGCUGAUGACGACUAUUCCUGGCAAUGGCCCACCAGUUUUUGGUCGCAGUUCAAAGUAUUAUCGGAAAGAAAUUUUCAAGAGGCACGACCACGAAUGUUGUCGCGUCUUCACUGGCUGCAAACGGUAGCUCUCGGGCUUCUAACUGGACUUUUAUGGCUGGGUCUUCCCAGAACUGAAGCAGCCAUUCACGAUAUUCAGGGGUGGAUGUUCUUCAGCAACACAUACUGGAUGCUUUUUGCACAUUUUGGAGCGCUCACAAGCUUUCCCCCGGAGCGUGAAGUGAUCAACAAGGAACGCCUGUCAGGAUCCUAUCGGCUCUCGGCCUACUACCUGGCGAAGAUGGUGGGCGAGCUGCCGCUGACGAUAACGCUGCCCGCAGUCUACCAUAUAAUUAGUUACCCGAUGUUGGGCUUCCAUAAUAUAGCAGUCUUCAUCACGCUGCUCGCGUUCUUGCUACUCAACACUGUAGUCGCACAGAGUGUCGGAUUUUUUGUGGGCGCUUGCUGCGAAGAUCUGCAAGUGGGCAUCACCGUGUCUGCGCUCUACACACUCUCAACGCAGCUUUUAGGCGGUUAUUUGGCGACGUCGGUCCCACCAUGGCUAGCGUGGGCUAGGUACAUCAGUAUGAUGCAUUAUGCCUAUCAAAAUAUGCAGAUUCUGGAAUUCGGUGUCGGCGAACCGAUAGCAUGCUCGCAGCCGAGUAAAUUCGCCGAGUGCAGAAACGGUACGACGAUACCCGUUUCCGCGAUUUUGGAAAGUCAAGGCGGGGUCAAGGGUUCUGGUCUACCAUUGUGGGCAAACACGGCAGUACUAUUGGCGUUCCUAAUUGUUUUCCGGACCCUGGGUUACCUUGUCCUGCGUUAUUACCGUGUACCAAAAUGAGCGUGUUGGGAGACACGCAAGUAGCACACAAAUUCUCGACACUCGCGGAUUCUUCAGUUUUGUUACUACAUAGAGUAUUAUAGCAACCGCCGUCGCUGUCGUUGCUGUCGUGUGUCUCGCCUCUUGUUAGGAAAUAAAAAACGGUCGCACGCUUCGAUGUCAUCCCCCGGGAGAAUUUUCUCCCGUCGUGAGCUGUCGAACGUCUGUAAAGUUUUUCUAUCUAGCUUGAAAACACGAGGGAGCGACGCGAAUGGUUAUCACGCGAGUGCGAGCGUUUUCACUUUUCCCGACGUAUCGAGCAAUGCGACAUGAAACACGAGACUGCAACAGACUUGG
Molecule: messenger RNA, 2604 nt
Organism: Acromyrmex echinatior (Panamanian leafcutter ant)
Lineage: Eukaryota; Metazoa; Arthropoda; Insecta; Hymenoptera; Formicidae
Gene: E23
Product: ABC transporter G family member E23
Biological process (GO): transmembrane transport
Cellular component (GO): plasma membrane
Molecular function (GO): ABC-type transporter activity; ATP hydrolysis activity; ATP binding
Source: RefSeq, a predicted model, not a curated record